ACCAUGAUUAUAAAAUUAAAAGCAGUGACCUAGUAAAUAGUGGCACUAGUAGUGCCAAUUCAUAUUCUUACAUCUCAGAUUUACAAAAAAAAAGGAAGUACAAAGUAGAAGACGCAUUUCAUCAAACACCUUGCGUUCAUAAACAUGAAGGCGGGCGCCAAGUUCAUCGUUCUCCACCACAAGCCCGGCGGUGGAGCGCCGCCGCCUAGCCCUUCCCACCGCGCGUGGCUGUUGAUCUUCAUCCUCUUCUUCGCCUUCACCUUCGCCUUCACCCUCCUCACCGCCAGGGCACCCGCCGCCGUGAAUUCCAAUUCCCAGCUCCCGAAGCCCGUCUUCGACGCGCUCGUCCACUACGCCGCCCUGAACGCCUCAUCCGCCUCCCGCAUGUCCGCCGAGGAGCUGAGCGCCGUCGCCGCCGUCCUCCGCUGCUGCGCCGCCCCCUGCAACCUCCUCGUCUUCGGGAUCACCCACGAAACCCUGCUCUGGAGCUCCCUGAACCGAAACGGCCGCAGCGUGUUCAUCGGCGACAGCGCUUACAUGAUCGCGAAAUUGGAAGAGAGGCAUCCGUCGAUCGAGGCGUACGACGUCCAAUUCACGACGAAGGCGAGCGAAUUGUACGAUCUGAUCGAGCACUGCAAAGGGGAAAUUAGGGGGGAGUGCAGGCCGGUGCAGAAUCUGCUAUUCUCGGAGUGCAAAUUGGCGGUGAACGACAUGCCGAACGACAUAUACGACGUCGCUUGGGACGUGAUAGUGGUGGACGGGCCGAGGGGGUACUUCGGGGCGACGCCGGGGCGGAUGUCGGUGAUUUUCACGGCGGGGGUGCUGGCGCGGAGCAAGGGGGGUGGGGCGGCGGAGACGCACGUGUUCGUCCACGAAUUUGAUCGGGAAGCGGAGAGGGUUAGCAGCGAGGAAUUCCUGUGUGUGGAGAAUUUGGUGGAAACGAAGGGUAUUUUGGGGCAUUUUGUCAUCGGAAAAAUGGACGAUAAUAGUAAUGGCUUCGGUUUCUGCUCCGUUUCUGCUUCUUCCACUGUUCCUCACAAUUCGAUUUGAUCUUCUUUUUUUUCUUUAAUUUUACAUUUGAAUGUAAUUUUUGAGUAUACUGUUUAAUAUAGGGAGAAUUUAUAUAUUAGAAUUUUCAAA
Messenger RNA from Salvia splendens (bonfire salvia), 1140 nucleotides. RefSeq names its product protein IRX15-LIKE. Gene Ontology annotation, biological process: xylan biosynthetic process. The record is from RefSeq and is a predicted model, not a curated record. Lineage: Eukaryota; Viridiplantae; Streptophyta; Magnoliopsida; Lamiales; Lamiaceae. The transcript is spliced from 2 exons. Bases 145 to 1050 code for a protein of 301 amino acids.